AUGGGUUGUGGCCCAUCGAGCCCACGUCAGCAGCCAUCGACGGAGCUAAGUGAGUGAUUGAAAGGGGUCUUCUUUGGGUUGAAGUUGACUUGAAGUGCUCCAUUUAUCUUUACCCUUCCCUUUAUCAUCGCAAAUCCUAGAAAAGAACUCGUUACGUGCUUCCUCGUCGAGCCAGAACAACAACUCGGCAUCCGGAGACAAGAAAUCGUCAAAGGAUGCUUCGGGCACAUCCUCGACGAAGCACUCGAAGAAACGACGGAGCAAGAAGCAGCGAUCUCCGUCGCCGCAGCCGCAGCUCAGUGAGAUUAUCCGCCUCUUCGCACUCUCCUUCUUCACUUCCUCUAAGCUUGUGUGCAUGUGCGUCAGUGCCCUUCCUAGGAACUUGCACCAUCACUAACUUUGUAUUUUAAAAAUAGAAAACCACUUGUCACGUAUCUUCUUCCGACUCACCCGGAAAUUCGUCCAAUUUCCGUCAAAUGACGUGCCUUCGAAACGCGGCUAUUUGCAGCGAUAAAAUCGGCGAUUCUCAUCCAGAAAUGGUACCGUCGGUGCGAAGCGCGACUGGAAGCGCGUCGCCGAGCCACAUGGCAAAUCUUCACCGCUCUCGAGUACGCCGGAGAACAAGAUCAGCUGAAGGUAUCAUCCGGAAGCGAAUUGAAAGGGAGCACAAGGGUUUUCAGUUGUACGACUUCUUCGCCGACGUCAUCCGGGCGAUGGCAGCUGAAAAUGGGAAGAAUGAGAACGGACGCGACUCGCCGCUGAUGAGCGCCCUUUCUCAUUACGCGAAGCCGUCGUUGGCGGCCUCUGAAGGCGAAUCGAUACGGAAAAUGUUGGAAGACACGUCGCCAGCCAACAUUGAGGUGGACAGAAAUUACAAGGUCUGAUAGACUAUUGGAAGAAAAAAGCGGCAAAAACGAGCUAUUUUGCAGGGUCCGAUCCUCACUCUGCCUCUUGACAAACCGCAAAUCGCAAAGAUGAUCGAGGCAUUCAAAGUGAACAAGGUGCUCCAUCCCAAGUACGUGCUCAUGAUUCUCCAGGAAGCGCGGAAGAUCUUCAAGAGCAUGCCGUCAGUCUCCAGAAUAUCCACCUCCAUUUCCAAUCAGGUACUCUUCCAAUCUUGCAGCAUAUUUUGAACCUCGAGGUUUUAGAUCACAAUUUGCGGAGACUUGCACGGAAAGUUCGACGAUCUCUGCAUUAUUCUCUACAAAAACGGCUAUCCGUCGGUCGACAAUCCGUACAUUUUCAACGGCGACUUUGUGGACAGAGGCGGUCAAUCCAUCGAAGUUCUGUGCGUUCUCUUCGCGCUCGUCAUCGUCGAUCCCAUGGCGAUUUACCUGAAUCGCGGCAACCACGAAGAUCACAUAAUGAACCUGCGAUACGGGUUCAUCAAAGAACUGUCGACCAAGUACAAGGACCUCUCCACUCCGAUCUGCCGUCUUCUCGAGGACGUCUUCUCGUGGCUUCCGAUUGCGACCAUCGUCGAUCGUGACAUAUUUGUGGUGCACGGAGGCAUUUCGGAUCAGACGGACGUGGAGAAACUCGAAAAGAUUCCACGUCAUCGGUUUCAGUCGGUGCUCCGACCGCCCGUCAACAAGGGCGUGGAGCAGGAGAAGCAGGAGAACUCGGCGGUGAACGUGGACGAAUGGAAGCAGAUGCUCGACAUCAUGUGGAGUGAUCCCAAGCAGAAUAAGGUGAGCGGCGGGAGAAGAGAGACGGUGAGAAGACGUUGUUUGCAGGGCUGCUGGCCGAACGUCUUCCGUGGCGGCGGUUCGUACUUUGGCGCCGACAUCACCGCCUCGUUCCUCGAAAAGCACGGCUUCCGACUGCUCGUCCGCUCGCACGAAUGCAAGUUUGAAGGCUACGAAUUCACGCACAACAACACGUGUCUCACUGUGUUCUCCGCCUCGAACUACUACGAGACGGGCAGCAAUCGGGGCGCCUAUGUCAAGUUUAUCGGCAAGUCGAAACAGCCGCACUUUGUGCAGUAUAUGGCGAGCAAGACGCAUCGGAAGUCGACGUUAAGGGAGCGAUUGGGCGUCGUCGAAGAGUCGGCGGUGAAGGAAUUAAAAGAGAAGUUGAGCUCGUUCCACACCGAACUGCACAAAGAGUUUGACAAUGUGGAUGUGGAGAAUACAGGUACUGUUCAUUCAAGACGAUGUGGCUCAGCUACCUGAAUAGAUAUCAAAAAGUGACCAACUAACAAACUGUUGAUGAAGACAUUGUGUACAUUUCAUCUGUUGACAACAUUUUGAUAUCUCUACAAACAACUGGAAUACAUCUACUUUCAGGCAAGCUCCCGAUUCUGAAAUGGAGCGAAUGCGUAGAGCGAAUCACCGGGCUCAACCUGCCGUGGAUAGCUCUUGCUCCGAAAGUCUCCAUUCUCAGCGAAGACGGAAAGUACGUGAUGUACAGGGAAGAUCGGAAGAUCGCCCAGGUCGGAGGGACGCAUGCGCAGGAAAAGGAUAUUGUCGAGUCGCUCUAUCGGCACAAAAGCACUCUGGAAACAUUGUUCCGAUUCAUGGACAAAGACAACUCGGGACAGGUCUCGAUGCAAGAGUUCAUCGAUGCUUGCGAGGUAUGAAUACUACGAAUAUUAUCCGUUUCUAAGUGAUCACUCCUCGUUCAGGUCCUCGGAAAGUACACAAAACGUCCGCUGCAAACCGAUUACAUUUCGCAAAUCGCCCAAUCGAUCGACUUCAACAAGGACGGCUUCAUCGACUUGAACGAGUUGCUGGAGGCGUUCCGACUCGUCGACCGUCCCGCCAGAUAG
Molecule: messenger RNA, 2770 nt
Organism: Caenorhabditis sp. 36 PRJEB53466
Lineage: Eukaryota; Metazoa; Nematoda; Chromadorea; Rhabditida; Rhabditidae
Source: the annotation of a GenBank genome assembly